AUUCAUAAAGAUCGCGCACAUUGAAGGAGUUGCCACAGCGAGGCACGCACGCAUCUCUGUAUUUAAAUACUGUUUGUUGGGCAAUACUGUUUGUUAGUGUUGUGAGAAAUGAGCGGAAACUUUCUUACAAUACCCGGGGACGAUCCCAUACAGAGAAGAUCACGGAGCUCGUCAUUGACAGAUUUAAUAUCUGCGUUCGACAAUAAAGCUCAAGCCCACACAGAACUUCAGAAAAUAACAGCCUUCAGUGGCAGCUUCGAUAAAAAUCUUAAACCAACCUUCUCCAAAGAUGAAUAUGGAAAACCCAUCCCAGGAUCAAAGACUGAGUACAGAGGCGCUGAAGCACAGGCUAGAGUUUGUACGGAAAUGAAAGAACUUUGCGAAAUUAUUAACGAAUACGGAAAGAGUCCCUGCAAGAGCCUCUUACCACCGGAACUGAAAGAUGCCACAAAGGUCAUAUCAUUCGGUGAACUAUUCACAAUAUACACAGUGAUCUCAGACAAACUCGUUGGCAUAUUGCUAAGGACGAGGAAGCAUCAACUGACGUUUUUUGAAGGCGAAGUCUUAUUCCAGAAACGUGAUGACGACGUUCCGGUGUUUCUGAUGCAGCCAAUUGGUGAUAUUCGAGCGUACUGUGACAACAAGGCUCUACAAGCGAGACGAUCAGUAUCUCCGAUGCCUAAUUAGGACACUAUUGAAAUUAUAAUCAAUUAUAACGUGUUUUUCCACUUAACGUGAAUCAAGUCCGCUGAUUGAAGCCAUUGGUAUCCUAUACUACCUAAUGAUGUUUUUACAUUUAUAUGAAUUUCUUUUUGUGUUAGUGGUUUGAACGGGCGGCUAUAGUAUUCCUGUUCUUUAUUUUGAUUUAUGGUAGUGUGUGAUGAAUCGUAGGGAAUUAUGAAUAUAGAAAUUUAUCGGACAUACUCAGACAUUUGUCUUUAUCGUCGUUGUGGAUUAUAUUAAAAAGGUUAUUCAUAUAUAUUUUUUUAAAUAUAUCAAAUUUUUUAAACAAAUUUCUUCUUAUUUUUCUUAUAAAUAAGAGGAACGUUAAAAGGUAGUUUUGACAACAACGAAUUGGGUGGUACAUUAUUUUUUAUAUAUGUUACUGUAAAAGUUUAACUAACGGUAAAUCUUAAGAUUGUCCAGUAAAUUUUUGUAUUUACCAAUAUGAGUUGGUAAAUGUUGAAACCAGGACGAUCUUUUCCGGACUAUUUCCAUUCGAAUUCGGUAUAUGCUAGGUUGUACUGCAGGUUGGUAGAUGUUGGUAUUAGGACUUAAACAAUAAAGAAUUCUUAAUUAUUUACUUCAAUAAACCUAAACUGAUGCCUCUUUUGGAAUUUUUUACAUCUUAGGUUUUACUGGAUCAUCUUAGGAUUUACCACAAUUCGAGCUGUUACAGUAACAUAAAUUGAAAUUAAAAAAACUUAGAACAAAUAAGAAAAGUAUAUGUUAUGCUAUCUAUCUAUUUAUCUUUAUUUGUAUAGUGUACUCUAGAAUUAUAUAAUUAACAAAGACUAGCUCGUACUUUGAUGUUUCCAAAUAUCUAUGUCAGGAUUUACUAAUUACAUACAUCAUAAGAACGUAAAAGGUUAUUGGGUCACAAACAACAAUCAUUCGGAAAGACGAGAAUUUUUUUUUCAUGUUAUUGUCUAAAGACACAACAGCGCUUUUACAGUUAAAAAGUAUUUAUAUGAUUCUCAAAAUUAACUUCCAUCUAAUAUAUUAAAAAUCAUAAGAGUUAUAAAUUAUUUUCGUUAUAUAGUUUUAUUGUAUGGGACCUAUAUAUUGUGUUGUGAUUAUCAAUUGGUGUUGAGAAAUUAUUUGUGUAAACUAUUCCUGAAUCUAGUCAUUGAAAUAUUUUGUUUCAUAUUUUUUUUUUUUAGUAAUACAUAUUAUAUUAUAACAUGGUUUUUGUAAAUAUAUUGUAUGAUUUUUUGUUUUUGUGGAAUCUAGUCAUCUUUAGUACAUAUACUUUUACAAUAAUGUAAGUGAACGCACAGUAAAUUAAGGCUGAGUGGUAUUGGAAUGUUUUAUUGAAAAACAUCUUCUAAGAAACUGCUUUUUUUAAAACAAAUGAAUAAAUCUCAAAGGUUUUUGCUUUAAA
Danaus plexippus (monarch butterfly) is the source of this 2104-nucleotide messenger RNA. RefSeq names its product actin-binding Rho-activating protein-like. Gene Ontology annotation, biological process: positive regulation of Rho protein signal transduction. The coding region runs from base 109 to 687 and encodes 192 amino acids. The transcript has 5 exons. The record is from RefSeq and is a predicted model, not a curated record. NCBI's taxonomy places the organism in Eukaryota, Metazoa, Arthropoda, Insecta, Lepidoptera, Nymphalidae. Gene Ontology annotation, molecular function: actin binding.